Suncus etruscus (white-toothed pygmy shrew) is the source of this 1062-nucleotide messenger RNA. It is a transcript of the gene KLF1, whose product is annotated as KLF transcription factor 1. Lineage: Eukaryota; Metazoa; Chordata; Mammalia; Eulipotyphla; Soricidae. Bases 1 to 1062 code for a protein of 353 amino acids. Gene Ontology annotation, biological process: regulation of transcription by RNA polymerase II. Gene Ontology annotation, molecular function: DNA-binding transcription factor activity, RNA polymerase II-specific; RNA polymerase II cis-regulatory region sequence-specific DNA binding. The record is from RefSeq and is a predicted model, not a curated record. The transcript has 3 exons.
AUGACCACUGCGGACACGGCCUUGCCGGCCAUCAGCACGCUGACCGCGGUGGGCCUCUUAGAUUCACAGGAAUACUUCCUCAAGUGGUGGCGCCAGGAAGAGGGGCAGGAUCUGGGGCCUGGCCCCCCGGGGCCGCCCCUCCACGUGAAACAGGAGUCGGAGGACCCGCCCGUCGAGGACCCAGACCCGGCGAGGGACACGGUCACCCCCUGGGACCUCGACCUCCUGCUCACCAGCCUCCAGAGCUCGGAGCCGGGGGGCGCCCCCCAGGCCUGCGCUCGCCCGCCCCCUGAAGGCGCCGACGAGGCGUUCCCGCCGCCCCCCGAGACUCUCGCAGCCUAUGCGGGCGGCCCGGGGCUGGUGCCCGGGCUCCUGGGUCCCGACGAGCACCCGUGCUGGGCGCGCCCGGCUUCCCGGGCCCCGGGCCCCGACGCCUUCGUGGGUGCCGCCCUGGUCCCGGGCCCCGAGCCCAAGGCGCGGCCGCUGCACCCGCUGUACCCGGGCCCGAGGGCGGCCGCCCCGGGCAGCUACUUCCCGCGGGCCGGGCUCUCCGUGCCGGCGGCGCCGGGCGGCCCCUACGGGCUGCUGUCCGGGUACCCGGCGCUGUACCCCGCGCCCCAGUACCAAGGGCACUUCCAGUUCUUCCGCGGGCUGCGGGCGCCCGCGCCGGGCCCCGCGGCGCCCCACUCCUUCCUGAGCUGCCUGGGCUCCGAGUCAGCGGGCGGCGCCGGGGACUCGGGCGGGAGCGCGGAGACGGCGGCACCCCGGCGCAGCCGGAGCGCCAGCGCGCGCAAGAAGCCCGCGGCGCACCUGUGCUCGCACCCGGGCUGCGACAAGAGCUACACCAAGAGCUCGCACCUGAAGGCACACCUGCGCACGCACACCGGGGAGAAGCCCUACGCCUGCACGUGGGACGGCUGUGGCUGGAAGUUCGCUCGAUCGGAUGAGCUGACCCGCCAUUAUCGAAAGCACACGGGACAGAGGCCCUUCCGAUGCCAGAUCUGCCCACGUGCUUUCUCACGCUCUGAUCACCUGGCUUUGCACAUGAAGCGCCACCUCUGA